CAAAUUUACUUAAUUUUGAUAAUAUUUUUAAUAUCAAUGAAGAUAAAGAGGUUGACAUGAAUGAAACUGUUGAUAAUGAUCCUGAAAAGACAUUAAUAACUAAGAAAGCUAAAACCUAUUAUUUUUUAGUGAAUAUAUAUGAAAAUUGGAUCAAAAACCUUGAAAAA
Cetraspora pellucida is the source of this 167-nucleotide messenger RNA. The record is from the annotation of a GenBank genome assembly. NCBI's taxonomy places the organism in Eukaryota, Fungi, Glomeromycota, Glomeromycetes, Diversisporales, Gigasporaceae.